Portunus trituberculatus (swimming crab) is the source of this 6790-nucleotide messenger RNA. RefSeq lists its product as uncharacterized. Gene Ontology annotation, molecular function: monoatomic ion channel activity; protein-containing complex binding. Gene Ontology annotation, cellular component: membrane. The record is from RefSeq and is a predicted model, not a curated record. Gene Ontology annotation, biological process: monoatomic ion transport; transmembrane transport. NCBI's taxonomy places the organism in Eukaryota, Metazoa, Arthropoda, Malacostraca, Decapoda, Portunidae.
GGAGGGAGAGAAUAUCGAAGGCAAAAAAGUGAGAUAUCUUUAAAGUGAGCAACGAACACACAAACGAACACACGAAGAGAAAGAGAGAAAAAAAAAGAAAGAAAGAAAGAAAGAAAGAAAGAAAAUGAAAGAGAGAGAGAGAGACAAAGAAAAAAUAUUAGAGAAAAAUUGAAAUAAGAAAAAAAAGUCAAUAUUUGAAAACUGUGACCUUUCUCUCGUGUGACCUUGAAAUAUUGACCUCGUGUGACCUCGUGUGAUCUUGAAUUCCUGACCUUGAAAUUUUUGACCUCGUGUGACCUUGAAUUCCUGACCUUGACCUUUUUUUACCUCGUGUGACCUUGAAUUCCUGACCUUGACCUCGUGUGACCUUAAAUUCUUGACCUUGACCUUUUUUGACCUCGUGUGACCUUGAAUUCCUGACCCUGACCUUUUUUGACCUCGUGUGGCCUUGAAUUCCUGACCUUGACCUCGUGUAACUGAGCAACUCCUGAGCUUGACCUUAUUUGACCUUGUUUGACCUUAACCUUGUUACCUUGACCUUAUUUAACCUUCAUCCCUGACCUUAACCUCAUUUGACCUCGUGUGACCUUGAAUUAUUUUGACCUUGUGUGACCUUGACCUUAACUUGACUUUCUGACCUUGACCUGACCUUAACUUGACUUUCUGACCUUGACCUGACCUUAACCUUGUGACCCUGACCUUUCUUUACCUUUCUUGACCUUCUGACCUUGAAUUUGUGACCUUGACUUUGUGACCUUGACCUUUCUUGACAUCGUGACCUUGACCUUUUGACCUCGCAAUGUUCAUCCACCGAGGCGAGAGUUUUGGCAGCACCGGAUCGGCAGGGUCAGCAGGGAAGCGAAGGUCAAAAAUCCCAGACAUCAUCAUCAGGGAGGACGCAACACACUAUUCCCCUCUGCCAUGCAUCCAAGUCACGCAGGUAGUGGAUCAAGAUGACGAGGAGGGGGUUAGCUUGGGCGGUCCAUCCCCUGCCGCCCAGACCCCUGCCGCGCCCCGCCCACGGUCCCCCUCGUCCCCUGCCGCCCUUAGAGCACCUGGUAGGGGAUCCAGAAGAGUGUCCUUAAUCCCUGGUGAGGCGCUGGAGGAUGCCCAAACAUCAAUGGCUCUUGCUACGUUGCUACAGGCGCAGGAGGCGGGGCAGGAGGUGUCAGGGGUGGGGAUAGGCGUCCCCUGCCAGCCCCUACACCCUGCAGUCCCCACCAGCCUCCCCCUGCCGCUACAGUGCCCCUCAAAGCCCAGGGUUAUGAAGGCGAAGACCACGGAUGAGGUUGAGGCAGGGAGUGGUGAUGUGGACAAUGCUACAGCUAAUUCUUCGCCUGUAAGGAUGAAGUCAAACCAACGAUGGCUGAAGCUACGAACAACAGUCCAGCUCUCCGGCGCGCUGUCAUCCUCUAUCAACAAGCCAAAGCCGCCGUUGAAGAGAGAAGAUUCUUUCAUCAAGCGCUUCUCGACCCGCCAGAUAGCCGAAAUACAGGACACCGUUGACCAGACAGAUGAGGAGGAUAUAAGCAAGACUUCAACAGGCUCGCCAAAAUUCCGGAAGAAGAAGAAGAAAAGGCAACCACGCACAGUGAUUAACCCCUAUGGCAAUGUCUACUUCUACUGGCUGUGUUCCCUCACCAUAUGUGUCCUCUAUAACCUGUGGACACCGAUAGUCAGACAGGCAUUUCCAGAGCUACAGACCUCGCCCCAGCCUCUAUGGUUCCUGCUGGACGGGCUGACGGACAUAAUCUUCGUGGUGGACAUCCUAGUACAGUUCCGGACGGGGUAUCUAGAGCAAGGUUUGAUAGUGUAUGACUUCAAGAAGCUGGCCAGGCACUACAUGCAGUCUAGAAGCUUCCUGUUGGACCUGGUGUCUCUGUUGCCUCUGGAUGUCCUACAGCUGCUGAUCGGCACACAUCCCAUCAUACGGUUUCCUCGGUUCGUGAAGGUGUACCGUGUAUAUAACUACUACUACAUGGUGGAGUCGAGAACGUUGUACCCUAACAUGUGGCGCGUUGUUAACUUGAUCCACAUACUGCUGCUACUGGCCCACUGGUUCGGCUGCUUCUACUACAUGCUCUCUGAGGCCGAGCACUUCAGAGGGGACUGGACCUACCCCUACCAUCACGACUCGGCCUUCAAAACACUGUCCCGGAAGUACCUUGGGUCAGUGUACUGGUCCACCCUGACCCUAACUACCAUAGGAGACCUGCCCACGCCAGAGACCAACAAGCAGUAUGUCUUCACUAUUGUUAGCUACCUGAUCGGCGUCUUCAUCUUCGCUACUAUUGUUGGUCAAGUUGGGAACGUCAUUACUAACAGGAAUGCAAACAGACUGGAAUUUGAAAGACUAUUGGACGGUGCGAAGCUGUACAUGAGACACCAUAAGGUACCCCGGGCCAUGCAGAGGAGGGUACAGCGAUGGUACGACUAUUCCUGGUCAAGGGGUCGUAUCCAGGGAGGGGGCGACAUCAACACAGCUUUGGGACUUCUGCCAGACAAGCUGAGAACAGAACUCGCUCUUCACGUCAACCUUUUAACACUGAAGAAGGUCAGCAUCUUCAAGGAGUGUCAGCCGGAGUUCCUUCACGACUUAGUGCUGAAGAUGAAGGCUUACAUCUUCACCCCGGGAGAUCUCAUCUGUAGGAAGGGGGAAGUGGCUAGAGAGAUGUUCAUUAUAGCUGACGGCAUCUUGGAGGUCAUCAGCGAGACAGGAAAAGUUCUCACGACAAUGAAGGCUGGCGAUUUUUUUGGCGAAAUUGGAAUUCUGAACUUGGACGGAUUGAACAAACGGACAGCUGAUGUGAGGUCUGUGGGUUACUCAGAACUCUUCAGCCUGUCACGAGAAGACGUGCUGAUGGCCAUGAAGGAUUAUCCAGAAGCACAGGAAAUCCUUCAAAGUUUGGGACGAAAGAGAUUAAUGGAGGCAAGACACACGACCUCUAAAUCCGGUUCCUCUGGGUCAAGUAAGCGUGGAUCCCCUUCCCCAAACAGAGAAGGAGGAUCAGAUGACAAGAAUGCUAAGAAGAUCGUCAGCAGGCUACGCUCAGAUGUCUCAGCCAUCCGGAACGCCUUCAGGAGGAGCAAGGGCGCUACCAGGUAUAUGGAGACACUUGAACAAGACUACACUCUCAGAAAAAUGGAAGCGGACACUCUGGAGAUGGACGCCCUUGACGCUCGCUCCAGCACAGAAGAUGACACUCCGGCGGUCAAGAAAAUCCUUAAGGAUCCUAAGCGGAGAUCCCACAGAAGGGGUACCAAACGUGUGGCAUUCAGGCGUAUAAGCGGGCGAAGUGGUAGCGAUUCAGGGAGUGGCCAGCGCGGCGUCCUUAUUAGAAUGGCGAGAGUUACCAGCGACGAGAUGAAUCGAACCAGUCCAGGGCGCGUCCCUUCUGGAGAUGACACUACUGCAGGAGGAGGAGGAGGAGGAGGAGGAGGAGGAGGAGUGUUAGGUGCAGGUCUUCCUCUUCUGCAGCGGUUGAAGUUGUUGAAAGAGAAAGAGGAGAAGGAGGAGAAGGAAAGACAGAGGAUAGAGGAGGAGAGGAAGAAGGAAGAGGAGGUGAAGAAGGAGGAGGAGGAGGAGAAGGAGCCGGAGGUGAUAGGCGCUGGGUUACCGCUAUUCGCGAGACUCAAACUCCUGAAGGCGAAGGAGGAGAAAGAGAGGCUGGAGAGAGAGGAGAAAGAAAAACAACAACAACAACAACAAAACAACCAAGGAGAGACGCCACCACCACCACCACCUUCCACAACACCCAAACCACCCCCUGCAACCACCACGACCCCUGCAACCACCACAGAGACACCACCAAAGGCACUCACAGCAACACCACGAUCAGGAGGACUGUUUAAAAAUAGAUUGAGAGCAGCCAUUCUGUCUGACGCCCCUCCUGGUGGUGGUGGUGGUGCUGGUGGUGUUCCCUCACGCCCCACGGCACCAAAAGACACCACAGGGGAUAAGGAUGAGGCCAAACCCGCUAAAACACCCCCUGGGGACGUUGCAAAAGGCUCAACUACUGGGGAAUCUUCAACUAACACCAUUCAGUCCUCUCCUUUAGACAGAGCUCUUGGGAAACUGCUUAAAAAACCAGCUGUUACUGCUACUGCUGCUGCUGCUACUGCUGUUACUACUGCUGUUACUACUGCUGCUACUAACAACAACAACAACGACAGCAAAGAUAAGAUAGCCCGUAGUGACAGCUUUAAGAGGGCAAUGGCUGAAGGCAGAAUUAGUAGCACAGAUGAACACCAUAUUAAUAGGAAUAUUCUGGCGCCGCCUGUUCUUAAAUCUAUGAAGGAGGAUGAAGGAGGGGGCGCAGAGACCCCUACACACCCCCUCAUGGUCACGCCACCCCACGCUACCCCCGGCAAGGUCACCCGGAGGAGCAGUGACCCCGGAGCAGCUGGGGAGGGAAAGAUUGCAAAAGCCAGGAGAGGUUCCGCUGGGAGGGAAUCUGAGACACCGACUGUUUUACUGACUCAGCCCACAGGAGCGUCCCUAGACAGACCCCUGCGGAAAGUGGACUCCUUGAAGGUCCCCACUGAAGAUGUGUCCCCUCCCUUAAGCUCUCCGGAAAGCUAUGAGACGCCCGAGCGUAAGACUUUGAAAAGCAUAUUGAAAAGGAUGUCUCGCGAGGACUCCCGUGGAAACCUCUUGCCUCCUGACAGCGCUGACUUGAGGCGCCUUAUGACUGCUCCGACUGUUGAAGGGUUCGUGGCUAGACGAUCGAAGCUUUCCAAAUCGGUAUCUUUCCAGCGUAAGACCCUAUCCUCACCACCACCCCCCGCGUUUCAAGAUGGUCGUACUACUACUACUACUACGACUAUCGAGCCCCUUCUAGCUACGACCACCACGACUACGACAGCUAUAGCCAUUCCUGACGACCAAACAGUGGCAUCGCAGCUAACGGCGACCACAGCAUUAACCACAGCGACUAUUACCACGACGACCACAGCCACGACCACGGAUGGAGUGAACAAGCUCAUUUUGAAGCUCAGCGCUAUAGGACUUGAUGGGGCGCAGGAUAACCAGGCGCAGGAUCUCUUAGUGGGCGUCAGAAAGAUCCUGCGCGACAAAAUGGAGGACGUGGAGGUGGCCUGGGUGUCUCGUGUUAAAGAACUCCAACAAGAAUUAGAAGCGAGAGACGCCACAAUAAAGCAGCUCACCCACACCAUAUCCUUACUGCAGUCCGGGGGCGAGGGAGGUCAGGUCACAGAGAGAGAGGGACACGUGAGUUUAACCAGGAUUCAGACAAUUGUGAGGUCUUCGUCAGAUACCAGCUCUGAAGGAGGGUAUGACGAAGAUGAACCGCUCUUUAUGAGAUGCAAUUCUAUAGAGUCCAUCAUACACCAAUCUCCGGGCGGGUCACCAGGAGGGCGCCACCCACAGGUCACCAGCAGACACUCCUGGUCCCAUCAGGUGACGGUGGAACAGCAGCAGCAGCAGCAGACAAGACAGGCCAGGGCGGUGCGGUCACUGGAAGAGCCACGAGGCGGAAGAGGAGGCGAGGUACGUGUGCAUGUCGGCUCUUCCACUGAUGACGACGUUUGCUCCUUCUCCUCCGAGGACGACCACGCUGGGCUAGACUGCUCAGCUCUGGAGGACGACCUUGAUGAAUCCCUCUCGGACGACCUCUUCAAUAUGGACGAUGACGACGAGGAGGAGGAGGAAGGGGACGAAGAGAGAGAAGGAGGCGGAGAGCUUAGUUCACAAGAUUGGGAGGUUCAGCUUCUUGCCAGGAAGUUAGCGGAGGACCAGCGAGGGUUUGCGAGGCGUGUGGACCGGGACAUCGCAGAGGGACGACUGAAGAGCACACUGGUGGACCUACACGAGGCUCUGGCCACUGACAACCUCGGGCCACUCACGGAAAGCGAUCUCCUGCGCUUAGAGAAGGUGGUCCUGAGAGAGAGAGAGAAACUAAGGCGUUACGCUAGUUUAUAUAGCUUAGAGGACCGGCCCUUACUUGAGGAUCAAUUCUCGUCUCUGUACCGCAGCAGGUCACAGCUACUUCUCAGCCGUAGCUCGGAACUGUGCCGCGCUGGCCCAAUCCAAAGGCGACUGUCCCAACUCCUCACACAGCUGGCCAGGAUGCCGCCAGCCGAGCAGUUUCUUCUGGAUAGACUGGUGUACACAACGGACCGGCGGAGGAGGCUAUCCAGACAGAGAUCCUUAUGUGACGAUCAGCUUACCUCCUUCGACGCCUCCUCCAGGGCAUCCCUCAGGCGUCCCCCGAGGUCCCUAGCCACGAGGAGGUCCAAGAGUGUUUGUUCACCGCCCCCACCCACCCCCCCGGCCCCCGCAGAGAAGGAGAAGGAGGAGGGAGGCAGUGGGCAGUCUUCAGUAUCCGCUAUGCUCGCGUCGUUACACAGAUCCGUUGCAGCGAUUCGUGGGCGGACGUCAGGGGUCAGCAGGGGUUCGUUAAAGGAGGGGGCGCCGCUCCUAAGACCCUCUAGGUAACGACCCCCCACCCACGACCCCUCCACGACCCCAAAUGCUCCUAAACACAGCGCAUCAAUAAUAUUUCGUUUCAUGUUAGUAUUUUAGACGUCUCGCUCCAUUUAAUGCUCCAAACAUGCUCCAACGCACUCCAAACACACGCAAACGCACUCCAAACACACUCAAACGCACCCAAAUACACCCAAACCACACUCUAACACACUCAUUCGCAUUCUAAAUCCACCCAAACACACUCCUAUACACCCAAACACACUUAAAUAUACUCCAAACACACUUAAAUAUACUCCAAACACACUCAAACACACUCUAAUAUAAUCAAACACACACUAAUAC